This is a messenger RNA of Mya arenaria, 3151 nucleotides long. RefSeq names its product receptor-type tyrosine-protein phosphatase epsilon-like. Gene Ontology annotation, biological process: protein dephosphorylation. The transcript has 20 exons. Gene Ontology annotation, molecular function: protein tyrosine phosphatase activity. Lineage: Eukaryota; Metazoa; Mollusca; Bivalvia; Myida; Myidae. The record is from RefSeq and is a predicted model, not a curated record. Bases 141 to 2261 code for a protein of 706 amino acids.
GAAAGCAGCAACUUAGAUGUCUACGUGUCAAACGCAUCAACAUUUAGGGACUUUGUAGAACAUGUCGAAUCAACCCAACAUCAUGAUGGACAUAUCAACAGAUUUUCGAAUGCGAACUUGGCAGUUAUGGAGAAGGCUGCAUGCGCGAUUGUCACUGUGCAAAUGGAGCAAUAUGUGACGGUGUUACAGGUGAAUGUGCCUCACUGGAGUGUGAACAGGGAUGGACAGGAUCAUCAUGUAACUCCCCCCUCAUUGAAGUUGACAAUGAAGAACAGUCCUUUCACUCUGGUGCAGUUGCUGGAGGUGUAAUUGGAGCUCUUUGUGUUGUCGCGGCCGUCUGUGGCGUGGCAUUUUUCUUCUAUAGAAGAAGACCUCGAAAACCGCAAGCAAACGAAUCAAGUAAAACGUACGAAAAUGCUGAGUUUAUUACACCAAAGCAGACACUUCCGUCGAAGCACAUAUCUUCCAAAACAUCAGAAAUUGCACAUAAAACGGACACAGAUGUCAAUUACUAUAAGUUUGAAGAUAACAUACCUGGCAUACAGAUUCACAAUCUUUGGGAUUACAUCAGAGACAACAACAAAAAAGGAUACCAACUCUUUACUGACGAAUUUGCAAAGCUUCCAACAGGACUUGUUCAUAAACACGAAGUGGCUGAAAGAGAAGAAUGCAAGGGAAAGAACAGAUACAGGGAGAUGUAUGCAUAUGACCACUCCCGCGUGCCGUUACAAAAGGAAAAGAAUGACGACUGCGAUUACAUUAAUGCGAGCUACAUAGACGGUUACGGUAAAGCUCGAAAGUUUAUCGCUUCUCAAGGUCCAACCAAAAACAUGAUCGACGAUUUCUGGCGAAUGGUCUGGCAAGAAAAUGCUGAAAAGAUUGUAAUGCUUACCAAUCUAAUUGAAAUGGCGACGGUAAAGUGCCUUCGAUACUGGCCAGAAAUGGGCCAAACCUGCUCCUUCGCUGGAAUCGACAUAUCCAUAACUGAUGUGAAAAAGUUUCGAGAUUAUGAAAUAAGAACAUUGAUUGCCAAAAAGGCACAAAGUGAAUUCAGGCAAAUUCAACAGUAUCAUUUCAAGGCCUGGCCCGAUAAAGAUGUCCCUGACAAUGGAUGGUGCAUUGUUGAGUUUCUGAAUGCUGUUGAAACACAGUCUACAAAUGAUCCAAUUAUAGUACACUGCAGUGCCGGUGUGGGACGGACAGGCACGUUUAUUGCUCUUGACAACCUCGUAGAUCAAGCAAAGACCGAAAACUGUGUUAGACCUUUGCAAAUGGUAGAAGCUCUGAGGCGGCAGCGAGUCAACAUGGUUCAGACCAAGGAUCAGUAUAUUUACUUGCACGAGGCGCUUGCCGAAGCUCUGCUGAUGGGCACUGAUCACGUCUGGCAUAGACAGUUUGAAGAGGUUCAUCCCUUCAUGAUAGAAAGGGAAACGGGAGAGAAACAGUCACGGCUAGUUAAACAGUUUCUGUUGAUUGAAAAAAGUCUUACCAAUGCGGUCCAGCAGGUCCAGAAUGGGCCAGAAUAUGGAAACAUGGAAACAAUUCUUUCAGAAAUCGACGCAUACUGCCCGAAAUUGAAGAAACUUUGUUCAAACUUUACACAACAGCUCGGCACAAUCUUGUUACCAAACUUUUCCGGAAAGAACACGUUCUUGAUGUGUAAAUCACCAUGUAGAGAGCAGUUGGACGAGUUUUGGUCUCUUGUAGAAGAGCAGCACGUGAUCACCGUCAUAAUGCUGACCUCUACUUCCAGCCGAGCACACGAGACCUGUGUGUACAUGGGCGGAAAUGGAGAUGGGAAAGUUGGAAGGUAUUCCGUUAACUUCAUACAAGAACGGAAGACCAAAACAUUUAAUGAAAGGAGCUUUUCAUUUCGGGACGAGAACAAUGAGGACGAAGAAUAUCUGACAACAAUAAAACAGUUUCAAGUCAGCGGUUGGACUGAAAACGAACCACUCCCGCCAAUACAAAACAUGUUGGACUGCCUCGAUGCUGUCAGAAAGUGGCAGCCGCACCUAGCCGAAAACAGACCUGUUUUGAUUCACUGCGAGAUGGGACAUGAGCGGAGUGGAUUGACCGCAGUACUUUUGAAUGAGCUUCAUCGCAUGGAAAAGACACGAGGUCAGAUAAACAUCGUGGAAACUGUGAAGACAAUGAAACAGAGAAACAGAGACAUCAUACCUAAUACUGUCCAAUACAAAUUCAUCUACGAUUCACUUUUGGAACAUGCCAGGAACAUAACGGACUAUGAGAACGUUUAAAGAAAACCUGCUAAAGUUCUUAAAAUUGACAAUGUCCUAGUACUGUGGUAUCCGAGAAAAAAUACGUUUUUUAUCGAAUUUAUUAUCAAAACAACACAGAUCAUACUUACGCUACAACCCCAUUGCUUCCUUGAAAAUUAUAAACGUGAGUGCGUGUGUGUACGUGUGUGUUUUAGUAUAAAUAAUCAGUUAUUAUUCUAACGCAUAGCUUGUUUUGGUAAUGAAAAUCUUAGAACGCAUUUCAAAAUGCUAAUUAUAUGACAUAAUUAUAAUUGUUUCACAUUUGUAAUCGUAAUUUAAUUUUGUUUAUUUGUUUUUGAAUGGCUAGCUUAGCCGAAGCUGGAUACAUGUUUUGUUCUAUUGCAUGGUUAGUCGCAAGUUUAGAAAUCUUAUCAUGCUAAUCAAAAUGCUAGCUAUAUGACCUAUACAUGAAUGUUUCCCGUUUGUCAAAGUGACGUAUUGCAUUUUUGUUCAUGUGUUGUUGUUUUUGUAUGGAUGGUCUACACAAAGCUAGAUACUUGUUUGAUGAUAGUUACUUGAGACAAAGAAACCAUUUACGUAUUAUGUUUACAGAAAGAUGAGACUGUUACACAUUUGUUUGUGCUAUACUUAUAAUCAGAUUUUAUGUAUAUGUGUUAUAUGUCUUGGAAUUGGCUUUUGUUAUUUAUACAUACACGGAACACAACAUAUACGUAGAAUACGUUAUUGCGUACAUAAUAAAUACAUUAUUCAAAGAAUCUACUUAAACGAACAUAUUUCAAGUGCACUACUAGUAUCGCAUUUUUGUGAUGUAAUUGAUGUCUUGUACCGCUCGCUGACCUGUUAAAUGUUAAAAUACUACUGUAAUGCAGAGAUCUUUUACAUUUGUUCUGAAAUAAUUUUUGCAUGUG